AUGAAGCUUUCCUCCGCUGUCAUUCUUCUCUCUGUCUUUGCUCUUCCUACUUUUGCGACGCAGGUCGAGGUGACCUACGACACCUUCUAUGACAAUCCAACCACUUCCCUCUCCGAAGUCGCUUGCUCUAACGGCUACACCACUUUCAACUCUCUUCCGUCUUUUCCCAGAAUUGGGGGUAUUCCCAACUGCACUUGGAAUUCGCCUCUGUGUGGUACCUGCUGGAACUUGCAGUACACCACUCCCACUGGGACACAUGAGAGCAUCUACAUCACCGCUGUCGAUGCAGCGUAUACAUUCAAUCUGUCCCUUGAGGCAUUUAACGAGUUGACGGACAACACUGGUGUUGCUGCGGGCAAGGUCACUGCUACCGCCACCCAGGUAGACACGAACUUCUGUGACAUGUAA
Molecule: messenger RNA, 408 nt
Organism: Suillus subalutaceus
Lineage: Eukaryota; Fungi; Basidiomycota; Agaricomycetes; Boletales; Suillaceae
Product: Cerato-platanin
Exons: 2
Coding region: 1-408 (135 amino acids)
Source: RefSeq, a predicted model, not a curated record